Messenger RNA from Menidia menidia (Atlantic silverside), 3174 nucleotides. NCBI's taxonomy places the organism in Eukaryota, Metazoa, Chordata, Actinopteri, Atheriniformes, Atherinopsidae. The record is from the annotation of a GenBank genome assembly.
UUGCUAACGCCUGAAAAAAACGGCCAGACACCGGCGCUGUCAAACCGGUGCCCCGCCACAACCGGCCGGGGCUUUAACGGCGGCGGCUACCCGGUCUGCGUCGUUUCUGGAAAAUCGGAGAGUUGGACAGGACACUGCAGGGAUCUGGUGUUGUCUUACCGCUUAGGUUUACAAUCGAUGGGCCUGGGGAAGACGGUGCAGGCCAUCGCGGUGGCGUGCGCCUACAGGCGGGAGUGGCCCCUCCUGGUGGUGGUGCCCUCGUCCCUGAAGUAUCCCUGGAUCGAGGAGCUGGAGAGGUGGAUCCCAGAGCUGCAGCCCGGAGACAUCAACCUGGUGGAAAACAAGAGCCACACCAUGGCCAUCGGGAGCAGUAAGGUCACGGUGCUGGGCUACGGCCUGCUGGCCGCGGACGCGCGCCCCCUGGUGGAGGCUCUGGGCAGGCAGCGCUUCGCCGUGGUGCUGGUGGACGAGUCCCACUACCUCAAAUCCAGGAACGCCGCGCGCACCAAGAUCCUGGUUCCUCUGAUUCAGAGCGCCAAACGCGCCGUGCUGCUCACCGGGACUCCGGCUCUGGGCCGGCCAGAGGAGCUUUUCAUGCAGAUUGACGCCCUCUUUCCCAAAAGGUUUGGAUCCUGGACAGACUACUCCAAGAAAUACUGCAACGGCCAUUUCAGAUAUUUUGGAUCUCGAAGGCAGUGGGACAGUCGGGGGGCGUCCAACCUGAAGGAACUCCACCAGUGUCUGAGCCAGAUUAUGAUCCGCCGCCUGAAAGAUGAAGUCCUCAGCCAGCUGCCCCCUAAAAUACGCCAGCGGAUCCCCUUUGACCUCCCAAAGGAUGCUGCCAAGGCGGGGGCUGUGAAGGACUACAUUAAGAUGAUGCUGGAGGAUGAGCAGAUGAAGUUCCUGGUGUUCGGGCACCACCUCACCAUGCUGCAGGCCUGCACCGAGGCCGCCAUCGAGGCCAAGGCUGGUUACAUCAGAAUUGAUGGCAGCGUGCCGUCAUCAGAAAGGAUCCAGUUGGUCCAUAAGUUCCAAAACGACCCAGAAACUCGAGUAGCUAUCCUCAGCAUCCUGGCAGCCGGACAGGGUUUGACCUUCACGGCUGCCAGCCAUGUGGUGUUUGCGGAGCUCUACUGGAAUCCGGGACACGUGAAGCAGGCGGAGGAUCGCGCCCACCGCAUCGGCCAGACGUCCUCUGUCAACGUGCACUACCUCAUCGCCAAGGGCACCUUUGACACCGUCAUGUGGUCCAUGCUCAACAGGAAGGAAAGUGUCACCGGCACCACGCUGAACGGCAGGAAGGAGAACCUGAAGGCUGACGAGGGGGACAAGGACGAGUGGGAGUUCCUAAACUUUGCGGACGCGUGGACGCCCAGCGAGCCCCUGCAGCCGGGGGCGGGAGACCCCAGGGACGACCUGUUCUUUACUCAUUUUGAGAAAGAGAAGCAGCACGACAUCCGCUCCUUCUUCUCCCCGAGCCGCAAGGAGAAGAAGAGGAAGAAGACCGCCGACGAAGAGCCGUCUCCCUCCGUUUCCACGGCGACGCCCGCCGACCCGGACUUCUCCCCCCCACUAAAGCGCCCCCGGACCCCCCGCCCCCCCCAGGGGGAGCCGGGGGGGGCGGACCCAGCUGUCCUGGACCUGGACCAGGACCAGGACCCGGACCUGGACCAGGACCAGGACCCGGACCUGGACCAGGACCCGGACCUGGACCAGGACCUGGACCUGGACCAGGACCCGGACAAGGACCAGGACCAGGACCUGGACCUGGACCCGGGACAGAGGUGGAGCUGUGGGGCCUGCACCUACUCCAACAGCAGCCUGCUGCCCUACUGCGAGAUCUGCGAGCUCCCGCGCCCCCCCGCCGCCUCUAGAGCAGGGCCACCGGGACCUCUUCCUCCUCCUCCUCCUCCUCCUCCUGGACCCCAGAAGCCCCCCCAAGGCAAACACCCAGAGCCUGAGGAGCCGGAAAAGAAGGGAAAGCAUCCCAAAGACAAACAUAAACGAGGGGGAUCUGAGGAAGAGGACGAGCGGAGGCCUAAAGACAAACAGUCGGUGGAGGAGCGAGGCUGCAGAGAUUCUGAGGCUGGAGAUGGAAAUGGAGAGGGGAAUGGUGGUGAAGAUGGAGGUGAAGAUGGUGGUGAAGAUGGAGGUGAAGAUGGAGGUGAAGAUGGAGGUGAAGAUGGCGGCAAAGAUGGCGGCGUCCUUCCCGUUUACCCGGGUCUGCAGUUCUGCGCCAGCCAGUACACAGAUCGAGUUUAUCUGUACUCAAAGGACGGAGACCCGCUGAACUUGAGCUUCAUCCCUCUGGACAUCAGGCUAACCAACUGGGACGAGCUGCCCGAGGCCUUCAGCCGACGCCCCGAAAAUCGAGCGCAGGUUCUCGGGUUUGUGCAGGAGUGGGAAACCCUGCCGGCGAUGAAGCAGAAGCUGCUUCGGCGCAGCGGCGUUUUUUUCCACAAGCCGUCGCUGGGUCUGCAGCAGCUGGCCGCCGCCCGCCCCCCCACAUCCAGCACCAAGAGGUACCUGAGCCGGGCCGAUGUGGCCCAGGCCUCCCUGUCUAAGGCCCAGGAGGAGGGGGGCUCCGUCCGGGUGGUUGCCACGACGACGAGGGCGUCGCCCGCCACGGAGAGGUGCUCUCCGACUGUCUUCCCGCUCUCUCCUUCAGCCGUCGCCAUGGCGAUCUCUAAGUGCCUGGCGGCGGAGUGUGUUGGGGGGGGGGGGCCCUGGGACUCACGCUUCUGCAGCCACAGGUGCCAGGACGAGUUCCAGCUGCGCUGCAGUGGUUCCUACCUGCGUUCCCGGGUUUUGGAGGCUGAGCGGGGCGUCUGCCAGCAGUGCGGCCUCCGCGCCCACGACCUGUUCCUGCAGGUCCGGGAUGCCCCCCCCCCCCAGAGGAAAAACCUACUGGACAACACCUGGCUCUCCCAGCUGCCAAUCAAACAGCUGAACGAGAUGAUCCGGGCCCCGGUGGAGGGGGACUUCUGGCAGGCGGACCACAUCCGGCCGGUGUUCGGCGGGGGGGGGCAGUGCUCUCUGGACAACCUGCAGACGCUCUGCACCGUCUGCCACAGAGCCAGGACGGCUGUUCAGGCCCGGGAGCGGAGGCAGAGCCGGAGGAGGGCGGUAACCGGGGCGACCGCAGACAUCAGCAGCUUCUUCUGCCGGAAGUGA